AUGGAGGUGGGUGGUCAUAAUGGGGACAAUCUAAUGUGGGUAUGGAGAACUAAAACCAGUGAAAGAAUCAGAUUUUUUAUUUGGUUGUCCUACCUUGACAAACUUAAUACGAAUGAAGUUAGAUGCAUGAAGAACAUGACUCAGAAUGCGAACUGCAAAGAUUGUCGAGAUGAUACAGAGUCAAUUAAUCACAUAUUCCGGAUGUGUCGAGCAGCAAAUUUCGUUUGGGAAGAACUACAAGUGAAGGAGCAGGACAACCAAUUUACUUCGUUGGAGUUUAAGAGGGAUCUGGAGAAGUCUCUGUCAAAUGCACAUAAAAGGAUGGUUCAAGAUCCUUGCUUGAUUAAAUGGAAAAAACCUCCUGAGGGAGUAUGGAUUCUUAAUACUGAUGGUGUGUAUAAAUUGAAUUCAGGCAUGGCUGCUGUAGGUGGUUUAAUCCGGGACAGUAAUGGUGACUGGAUUGCGGGGUUCAUGUUGAGAUUAGGGAGGGUUAAUAGUUCGAUUGCGGAAAUUUGGGGGGCUCGUCAGGGUCUCAAUUUAGCUAAAAGUCUUGGUUCAAGAAAUAUGGUACUAGAAAUGGAUGCUAAAUGGAUUGUGGAUCUAUUUAAUGGAGACAAGAAUGAAGAUUUUCUAGAAUUUCAGUUGUUACUGACUGUUUAG
Messenger RNA from Hibiscus syriacus, 660 nucleotides. RefSeq lists its product as uncharacterized. Gene Ontology annotation, molecular function: nucleic acid binding; RNA-DNA hybrid ribonuclease activity. The transcript has 2 exons. Bases 1 to 660 code for a protein of 219 amino acids. NCBI's taxonomy places the organism in Eukaryota, Viridiplantae, Streptophyta, Magnoliopsida, Malvales, Malvaceae. The record is from RefSeq and is a predicted model, not a curated record.